GCGAGCUAUGCUCGACCAGCUGAUGGGCACAGGACGAAAUGGUGAGAAUAACAAAUUUCAAGUGAAAUACUCCGACCCGAAGGUCUGCAAGAGCUUCCUGCUGGCGUGCUGUCCACAUGAGAUACUUUCAUCGACAAGAGUCUGAAAAAAGCAAUACCGAACCAAUGUACAAUAUCGUUGCGAAUAUUGUCCAAUUGUAUUGUCCGUUGUACUUGUUCAAUGACACACGCGCGUUACUGUAAGUACUGAAAUCAAAAACGACGUACGUAUUACAACACAUCUACCAUUGAUCUAUUAUAAAAGUAAUUAAAACACUAGGUGAUUUAUAUUUUUAUUGUGAAAACCGAUGGAACUCGCCUCAGUCGCUCUACCCGCCGCGGUAUAUGGUGGCGGUUGGUGAGGCUGAGCGCCCGAAGCUAGAAAAUUUAUUUUCCCAGACCCCAAGAGGCCUGUUCUAGCGCGCUUUUGGUGAGUAGCGUCAUGAUGUUUCAUGCAGACGAUCUCUUUACUGUCGCUUAUCGCUAAUUUCGCCGAUCAUGGAGAUAGGACUAAAUUUCCCGUGAGUAUGUGUGAAAACAGUAGUUUCCCUCAUGGGAAGGAUGUUACGUAUUAUGGAUACAGGGGGAGAGAGAGAGAAAGUGAACGAGCGAAUGUGAGUGAUAGACAGAGAAAAAGAGAGAGUGAGUGAGAGAAAAAUCAGUCGCUGAUCUGUAAGUAAUAUCUUUAGACUCGUCAAUUGCCAAAACUGUAUCUUAUUUUGUUUUUUCCACAUGAGAAAUUUAAUCGAUCCUUGUUAAAAAUGUGUUGUUCUCAAGUCUAACAUUUUCCUUUAUCACUGAUCAUUUUAUAGCAAUCCAUUCUUUUGUUUUUUCAUAAAUCUCAGGGAGCGCUGUCUACUUAUUGGCUACGCUCUUGGUACACGAUCUGCAUGCAUCCCAGAUCAAUCUGUAUUCGUUUCAUGAAGUCUCGUGAAUCGAGUGAUCAUCCAGGGUAAGGUCGCGGAUAUCCUAGAGAAGUUGUCUGUCUUUCAAAAUUAUUGACCACCCUGUUUUCAUUAAUUUCGGUUAACUUGAGUCCUGCAAUUUCUUUUUGGCAAUUACGAGGGAAGCCAUUGGUGCACUGUCAAGAGCGAGUGAGUGUGUGUAUGAGAGAGAAAGAAAGAAAGAGUGGCAGAAAUGGGGAGACAAUAUUAGGCGGAAUUGCACGACGCGCCAGUGCUGUUACACAAAAAAUACCUCACCGUUCGGAUGUACGUAUUAAAACUCGAUUUCUAGAUAAUACAAAACAUUACCCGUAUCGAGAACACUGUGUCCGAUACGCAAUAGUGUAAUGAAAUCUUAUGCUGUAAGUUGUCUCAUAGAAAUUGAACAUGUAAACUUAAGGUGUGUGCUGAUUGUAGCAUCGUUGUCAUCGCAUUGUCGCGUCAGGCGGAGAGGUGUUGCCGCUCUGUAAGUGAAAUCAACAAAAUAUCUAUCUAUAGACAUUAUUACGUUACUCUACCCAAAAAAAAAAAAAAAAAAUUAACCAGAACAACCAACCACCAGCUCUCUUCGUGUAAUGCAUUUCUUAUAGCGUGUCUAGCAGAGUUCCCAUCAGGAAGAAUAACCAAAUUGUCAUUUUGUAAGUCCAUCUAAAAGUCAUCUUUAAGUAUUAUCUAAUUGCUUUGAGAAAAAAAGAAAAAAUUAAGUAUUGGUCAAUGUAUGUAUUCUUGUUUUCUUUUUAAGUAAUCAUUGGAGAGAUUAUGAAAAAGGUCUAGGCUCUGAACUCCUACGAUCGAUCCUCGGUCCAACCGACUUUAUAACCUUUCAUAGAAUACAAUGUCGAUAGUAAUGUUUGUUAUCUCGUGCCGCUGACAAGGACUUUGUACUUGUCAUAUGACAUUCUACAUUGAUUGUGAUAUAUCCCGGGUGGACGCUCUCGUACUUUAGGAGUGGUAAGGUGGUAUGUAUCGUCAAGGGGGUCGUCUAAUUUUGGGUAAUUUGUGAAUCGCAGCGCAUGGACCUGGGAGAAUGCCCCCAGAUUCACGAUUUGGCCCUCCGGGCUGACUACGAGGCUGCUCAGAAGAAGAAGGACCACUUUUACGACAUAGACGCGAUGGAGCAUCUACAGAAUUUUAUUGCCGACUGCGACCGUCGCACUGAGCAGGCAAAGCAGCGCCUUGCAGAAACGCAGGAGGAGCUCAGCGCUGAGGUUGCUGCCAAAGCGAAUAACGUGCAUGUGCUCGCCGAGGAGAUUGGCAAGAAGCUGGCCAAGGCCGAGCAGCUCGGCGAGGAAGGCUUUGUCGAGGAGUCCAUGAAGCUGAUGGGCGAGAUCGACGAGCUGAGAAAGAAAAAGAACGAGGCUGAGCAAGAGUAUCGCAACAGUAUGCCGGCUUCGAGUUACCAACAGCAGAAGCUGCGCGUCUGCGAGGUCUGCAGCGCGUACCUUGGCAUUCAUGACAAUGACAGACGGCUUGCUGAUCAUUUUGGUGGAAAGCUUCAUCUGGGUUUCAUCAAGAUCAGGGAGAAGCUCGCGGAACUGGAGAAGACUGUUGAGGACAGGCGUAAGGAGAAACGCGAGACGAUGAUGGAUAGGGACAGACAGCGGGACAGGGACAGGGACAGGGAAGACCGGGACAGGGAUCGCGACAGGUCUGACAGAAAUCGAGGUGGGCUUGGAUACAGGGAGAGAGAUCGUGAUCGCGAUCGCGAUCGUGACCGUGACCGUGACCGUGAUCGUAGAGACAGAGACAGAGAUAGGGACCGGGACAGGAGGAGAUCUCGGUCCAGGAGUCGCAGUCGUGGCAAAAGAUCCAGACGCUCGCGCAGCGGCAGUCGCGGUAGACGUUCACGUUCGAACCGCAGCGGGUCAAAUGAUCGCAAGAGAUAAGGCUUGAGCAAAUAAAAAAUCUAUAAUGUAAUCCAAAUCCCCUUCGUCUCUCCACGUUACUAGGGACCCGAUCCCGCCGCAAUGACUGGUCCCGUUUCCUUCCCAGCUUGCGCAAUGAACUAAUUAACCGUGUUGAUAAGUACAAGUACGCGAAGAAAACGAGAGUGCGUACGGAUUGAAUAAAAGGAAACUAAAUAACGGGAUUCUCGCGUGUCGAAUUAAAAAUUUUCUCGCGUAUCAUUAUUGACUGUUUUGUUAGAUGAAUUGAUUUGAAUAUGGUUAUACAAAAUGUGCAAAUCCCAGUCGUCUGGGACUAGCUCGUGUAAAUUGCCAAUCGUUUUUAAGUAAUACAACCAUAGCAGAGGACGUGUUUGCCAUUGACAUUUCUAUACUCUGGGACAGAUGAAUCGCGCGACACUUUGCUAAAGUCAGUUGGACGUUUAUGAUUCUAUUAAUUGAAUUUUAUCGUCACGGAUUAACUUUGUCAACACUGCAAUCUUAAUGCCUAGAUAUAAUUUAUAUAACAAAAAAAAAUGGCACUAUCGUCAAGUGUAAAUAAGUUUAGCUUUCUCUUUGGUUAUUCACUAUCGAAUCCCCUUUCAUAUUUAUCAUAAGACUAAGUAGUCCAUGUAACUGUUGUAUCAAAAAAAAACAAUAAAAAAGCAUAUUUGAAAAUAUAA
Cephus cinctus (wheat stem sawfly) is the source of this 3548-nucleotide messenger RNA. Its product is annotated as putative RNA-binding protein Luc7-like 2. Gene Ontology annotation, cellular component: U1 snRNP; U2-type prespliceosome. The record is from RefSeq and is a predicted model, not a curated record. Gene Ontology annotation, molecular function: mRNA binding. Lineage: Eukaryota; Metazoa; Arthropoda; Insecta; Hymenoptera; Cephidae. Gene Ontology annotation, biological process: mRNA splice site recognition. Bases 1996 to 2868 code for a protein of 290 amino acids. The transcript has 5 exons.